AUGGUCUUGUUUAGAUCUCUAGCCGUCUAUUUUCUUGUUGCUUUUCUUUCGCAACCACAUUCUUCAUACGCACAGUACGACAGCGGUGAUGGCAGCGACGGUGGGCCUUCUACAGUUGUCGAGACACCAGUAUGGAAGUGUAACGGUACCGCUCUCACGCAACGCACCCUCGAUGGGACGUGCAAUAAUGUCAAAAAUUCUAACUGGGGAGCCGUAAACAGACCUUUCUCCAGAGAUGGUUUCCAGCCAAACUAUGCACCAAACACUAACAACACACCAUGGAUAGAUAUCGAUGUUAGGAUGAUAUCUAAUGCUCUGGCAAGCAACGGACAACCACCUAACUUUGUUGGAAAUCCCGUUGGGGAUGACAUACUAUCGACAACCAGAAAAUCAAUGUUCGAAAUUUUUUUUGGCCAAUUUGUUAAUCACGAUCUCGAAGAGGAUGCACUUGAUACUGGUUCUGCGCAAACACAAAUUGCCAACGUGUCAAAUGACCCAAUAUUCUACAAUGCACAAGAUAAUCCAUGGAAUGCAAACUUUGUUCCAUACAUGUCACUAUCACCAUCAUUGGGCAACAUAAUAAACGGACAUUUUCUUUCGUUUACUCACGGCAAUGCAUUUCUGGAUUUAUCAACCAUAUACGGGAAUAGCAUAACUCUCAAUGACAAAUUGCGCACAAAGAAAGAUGGUCUUCUUCUUACUAAAACCUAUUACGGCAAUGGCGGUGCAUAUAACACAGACAUCAAGAAUGUCUCACUUCCAAAUUAUCCUCCCUCUGCGUUCGACACAGGAGUUCUCCCCAAUCUUGCCGCCCCUACCAUCGAUGACAGAGAGGCAAUGAUUAGCGGAGACACACGCUGUUCAGAAAACAUACAAUUAUGCCUAAUACACACGAUAUGGAUCAGAGAGCAUAAUUACCAGGCAGGAGAGCUCAAGAAAAAGAAUCCAAAAAUGAGCGACGAGGAAUUGUUCCAAGCUGCCAGACGAUGGGUUAUUGGCGAAUAUCAACACAUAGUGUUUGAAGAAUAUCUUCCAGCAGUAUUAGGUUUCAAACUGCCGCCUUACAAAGGAUACGACCCUAAUUUGCCCCCGGAGACCUCUGUCAAUUUUGCCUCGGCUGCGUUCCGAUACGGACACUCCGUCGUCAGACCGUAUACCAUCAUCGAUGGAUGCAAAGAUCAACCAAUCUUUCUUCACCCUUCAUACCAGUUCCCAAAUACGAACCCGAAUCGUUUCUACUUUCUUGGAAAAUCUCUGCCCAUUCCCGUAGACAGACAUUCUUACUUGGAUGCUGGGAGUUUGGAUUAUACGCCGUCAAGAAUGCUGGCUUUGGCUUCGGGAUCUGAAUACGGAAACGGAAUGGACAAUAUCAUUGUUAGUAUGCUUAGACAGAGGACGGCUGAAUUUGAUAUAGAAAUUACCAAUGCUUUAAGAAAUGCGCCCAUGGUUGUUGAUUUAUAUGCUUUCGACAUUGCAAGAGGCCGACUGAACGGUGUUCCACCGUACAACGAGCUCCGUAAAAAAUUCCAUCCUGCCGGUGACCUCUAUUCAUACGAUGAAUGUAAAGCUGCUGACGCACAAGACUCCAUUGAUUGUUUCAAACUAAUCACUACCAACCUUACAAUCGCCCAAAAUCUCCAAAAUAUUUACGGCAAAGUUUCAAAGAUUGAUGCCGUUGUCGGAAUGUUUGCAGAGGAAAAAUCACCCAAUGUACCACUUCCGCCAACUAUUACUAAUAUCUUGAGAAAUGAAUUUGAGAUUAAGCGACAAGCAGAUAGGUUUUGGUAUGAGGGUGAUACUUAUACGCAAGAGGAACAGGACGCAUUGAAGAAAGUGACGAUGAAGGAGAUUAUUGAGAGAAAUACAAACGUUUUUGAUGUGCAAAUAAACCCCUUUAAGGAUCCUGGGCCGAAUGAUACGAUCGCCAAAGCUAAAUGCUCAACAACCAGCAACUACGUUCCAUCAGUUCCGAGUUUAGGAUCUGGUUCCGGUGGAACAUCAGACGGAUCAUCCGCCACCGGACUGGACUCAAAGCCACGUGUUUCAUAA
Paraglomus occultum is the source of this 2049-nucleotide messenger RNA. Lineage: Eukaryota; Fungi; Glomeromycota; Glomeromycetes; Paraglomerales; Paraglomeraceae. The record is from the annotation of a GenBank genome assembly.